This is a messenger RNA of Closterium sp. NIES-67, 1743 nucleotides long. NCBI's taxonomy places the organism in Eukaryota, Viridiplantae, Streptophyta, Zygnematophyceae, Desmidiales, Closteriaceae. The record is from the annotation of a GenBank genome assembly.
AGAAAGCACAGUAUGACUUGUCAUCGUGCCCAGUAGCAUCACCCGAGGAGCUGUUCGCGGUUCCGAUAAGCAUAAUACAGCCAGUCACUCCCAAUAUCCGCAGCACCAGGACACUCCAGCACAUCCCGGCCAGCCGUAAUUGGCUCCCGCUGAUUACAUCGCUUGCUUCCCUCGCGCCGUGGACUUUCGCCCUCGCGGUUUCUUGGCACUGAAGUAAUCUCUCCGCUCGCUUCUAUCCGGCUGCUUAUCUUCCAAGAGAUUUGAAUCGAGCUCGAACCUUCCAGCUAUUUCCGCAGCUGGUUACGCAGGUCCAUAGUUUCUUCUUUUCGGGCUCGGUUCCUUCCGCAUGGCCCGCGGCUCGUCCGCCGCCAUUCGCGCUGCCCAGCGGCGGCUAUUACCAUCCGCCGUCGCUUUCUCGCCAACGUUAUUAUCCUCGCCUGCUCAGCGGGGGAGUGAAGGAAGGGGUGUCCUGGCACCGUUACAAUCGCUUCUCGUCCCCGUUGCCGCAACGUCUGCUCGUCCCCCCGUUAUUGGCAAGUUCCGUCAGUCCCCCGUUACGAGGCCCACGGCUCCUUGCCCUCCAGUUACUGCCACGUCACUCAGCUCGUUCGCCGCGUCUGGCUACGUGGGUUACGUCGCUGCCACGUGGAAAUACAGGAGGCGCUACUCGGUCGACGCGGAUCCACGUGGCGGCGAGCGGUUGGUGCGCCUAAACCACCUAACAGGGGAAGACGAAGGCAUCGCUGUGUUGACUCUCAACCGCCCUGCAGCCCGCAACGCCAUCAGCAGGCAACUGCUGGCGGAUCUAAUGCACGCGAUGGGGGAAGUGCGGAGAGCAGUGGGGGUGGGGAACCACGGGCAAGUGGGGGGAGUGGGGGGAGGAGGGGGAGCGGGGGAGUGGCAGGUGCGGACAGGGAGUGAGGAGGCGAAGAGUGGGGGGGAUGAUGGUGGCAAUGUGCGGGCUGUGAUUAUAAGGAGCGCAGUGGAAGGAGUAUUCUGUGCCGGGGCAGACCUGAAGGAGCGCAAGGGAAUGACCAUGGAGGAGGCUGAGGAGUUUGUCAGGAGCCUCAGGAGAGCAUUCACUACCCUCGAGAACCUACCUGUACCAACAGUUGCAGCAGUAGAAGGCGCAGCACUGGGGGGAGGGCUGGAAAUGCUUCUAGCAUGUGACAUUAGAGUGGCAGGCUUCAAUGCCCGCUUUGGCCUGCCAGAGACAUCGCUCGCCAUCAUCCCAGGGGCGGGUGGCACGCAGCGCCUGCCCCGAUUGAUUGGCGCCGCUCGAGCCAAGGAGCUCAUUUUCACGGCCCGGGUUGUGCAGGCCGACGAGGCGCUCUCCCUUGGUGUUGUGAGUCAUUGUGUGCCUGCAGGGACAGCAUACGACACAUCUCUUGAUAUGGCGCGAGCCAUUCAGCGCAAUGGGCCUCUUGCAGUUCGACUCGCUAAAGAGGCGGUCAAUAAAGGCCACGAUGUGGCAAUCAAUGAUGGCCUUGCAAUAGAGGAGCGAUGCUAUCAUGGUGUUUUGAAAUCGAAAGACAGAUUGGAAGGGUUAGCUGCCUUUGCAGAGAAACGGAAGCCAGUGUACUGUGGGCUUUAGCUUUGGGAUACUUUUUUUCACGGAUUGUUUAAGAGCCUCACACCCUUCAACACGCACCACCAAUUUCCAGCAUUUCAGCCACAAGCUGCUGUCUAGAAGAGUGUGUUCGGAAAGACUUGCCAAAAGUGUAUGCCGGUUUCAAGGUUGCA